Messenger RNA from Rhizopus microsporus ATCC 52813, 930 nucleotides. RefSeq lists its product as uncharacterized. Lineage: Eukaryota; Fungi; Mucoromycota; Mucoromycetes; Mucorales; Rhizopodaceae. The record is from RefSeq and is a predicted model, not a curated record. Bases 270 to 437 code for a protein of 55 amino acids. The transcript has a single exon.
AGAUAUUUCAUCAUUCAUCAUUCAUCAUCAUUAUGCUAAUUGUGGUACAUGAUCGCCCAAAAGAAGAGUAGAUGAUGUCCGUGUUACUAUCAUGGAAAAAUAAGCACAAGGGUAAGGGCUGAUAACAACAAAAUGACAGAGCGAUAGAGAAUGUGUCAUGUGAGUAAUGCUAAAGUGUUGUCUUGGCUGAACAAAAAUGUCGAUUUUUCUAAAAUUAAAAGUAUAAAAAUAACUUCACUUUGCUUAUUCUUCUUCUUCUUUCUUCAACAAUGAAGCUCUUAUUCAUCUUGAUCGCCUUCUUUUAUUUGACCUGUGCUAUUAUUGCAGCACCAUCACACUCAUGGAAUAAAAGACCUCAACAAUUCAAAAUGCAAGUUUAUUCGAGACCAUUUAGAAAGGGGACAGUACAAAACAUAAGAACAUACAUUGAAGGUUAGACACAUUCUUCACCAUGACUUUACAUAUAUCUUAUAAUAAUCAUAGGCUCAAAGAAACCAUUAUGCUGGAAUCUAUCAUCAAAACGAGUCGGCUCUUAUGAGGUGAAUGAUCCUCUAGUCAAAGUCACUCUUUAUCGAGUAAGUUUAUCCUUUAUUUUUAUUGGGCUUAUCUAACCUGUCUUUUGUUUGGCUGCAUUAGUUUUCGGAUUGUCAAGGCGCCCCUUCAGCCACUUUUCAAAAUUCUGCCCGCCCAAGAGACCAUGUGUUGAUCAAAGCCAGAUCAAUUUCCAUUACAAAAGUAAAGCCUGUUAUCUUACAAAAGCGUUCACGUAAAGAACUAUGAAAAAAAGUACUAUCCAUCUUAAUUGCAUCUACAUUCAUAAAUUAUCUAAUCCCUCUCUGUGUAAAUAAUAAAAACAUUCAUCACUCUAUUCCCACUUUUUUCUCUACCACUGACGUAUUUAGUGAAGUCAGUAUCCAUCUUUGUCUCCAU